AUUAUGAUAUAUAAAAAAUACUAUUAGUAUGACUACUGCCACUUGUGAAAAUUAGCGUAUUGUAAAUGACACUGUUUUUGGUAGUGUUAAUUCUUAACGAGAUGGUGUUAUUUUGUCAUUAUUCUCUUUUAAAUAGAUGUAUUAAACACUGAAUAUUUUAUUUCAUUACUUUUCAGAACAUCUAUUCCAAAACCGCUCUAGCCCUUUGAACUUAUUGAUCCAUAAGUUUGUGUUCAAUAAAAUGACUCUGGCAACCAGUAAAUCAUAUGUUUUAGAAUUUAAAUUUUUACUCUCUAAAAUCGUAUUACAAGGGUAUUAGAUAAUGGAAAGAACAAUAAAGGAACAAAUAUUUGAAUGAAAAUUUUUAGCCAUAUUUUUAUUUUAAGGCACAUAUGUAUUUGAAAGUUGUAAAUAUUUUUUAAACUUUGUUCAAAUCCUGGAAACGUGUGAUUGAAAAGAAAAAAGUCAAACGAAAUAUAAUUUGUUUUGUUCAUUUAUAUUAUAAUAAUUAUAUAUAAUCUUUGGAAUAAUAUAAUUUCCAGAGACAGAAUAAUUUUAUGACUAGCUCUACUCUUAUUUUAAAAUUUAAAUUUGUAUUCAUUUUCUUAACCAAAAUAAUAUGCAAUAUAUUAAAUAUAAAAAUAAAUACCUCAUCAACAUAUAUUUAUCAACAUUAUUAUAUAUAUUUCUAUUUAUGAUUUUCAUAUCACAUGUGCAUUUAAAAGUUUCAGAUUUUUUAAAGUUUAAUUUUAAAAUAUUUUACAGCGCUCUGGAAAUCUAAAUACAUAUGUAACCGAAAAUAAAAAAAAUAAGCGAUAUAUAACUUGUUUAGAUUAUUUUAUCAGAUAUAAUAUAUAUAAGUUUUAUAUGUAAUCUGAUGAAUAAUAACUUCAAUGUGUGGACAGAAUAAUUUUUAUUGUGCACUCUACUCUCAUUUUAAAAUUUAAAUUUGUAUUUAUUUGUAAACAAAAUGUGUAUACAAAAUGUAUAUUAUUAAGCCCUAAAUAAUAUGCAAAUAUUUCUAUUUAUUGUUUUCGUGUCACAUAUGCAUUCAAAAGUUUCAGAUAAUUUUAAAGUUUUUAAUUUUAAAAUAUACAACGCUCUAAAUUUGUGAAAAAAAAGCGCAAUAUUUAACUUAUAAUAAAGUUUCAUAUAUAAUCUGCUGAAUAAUAAUAUCAAGUGGCAGCUAAAAUAAUAAUAUGUUGAACUCUUUAAGUACUAAUUAUAGCAGUUAUUAUAAUAGUUUUUUGCGCAGAUGUAAGUAAAUCGCAACGGAAUAUUCAUAUUUUUGAGUGAGAUUCAAAUGUAGAUGUAUUUUUUCGGUCCUGCUUCUGUACGAAAUCCUGCUUCUGUAUGAAAAUUUGAAUUGAUCGGCAAAUAAAUGGCGUAGCGGGAAGGUAUAACACGCAAUACAGCCCUUAAUCAACCCCGUGCAGUCAAACUCCAGAUUUUGCUCAAGAAACAACGAACGAUUCCCGAACAUGGCUCAGUCAACAAUCGUUUUUAACAUAGAGUGUUUGUGCAUUUUUGUCAUCGCCUGCUCGACGGCCAAAGAAUACAUCGUCGAUAUACCGAACCAAGGAAGAAUUCGAGGCGAAGAAGUUUCCAAGUUUCGCAUCCAGAAAAUAAUCGCCUACUAUGGGAUUCCUUACGCUCAGGCCCCCGUAGGUCCCUUAAGAUUCGCUCCUCCAGUUACUAGUCCUUUGCCAAGUUGGGACUAUAUCAAAAACGAUACGGACUUCCAAGCUUCUUGUUUACAAGGAAAGGAAGAUUAUAAAGAAUCGGAGUUGCCCUUCUUACAACUAUUAACUGACGUACAAUUACCUUCGAAUAUAAGUGAAGACUGUUUAUACUUAAACAUUUUUGUUCCUAAUGUUUCUCCUCCACCACCUCAGGGAUUUGCAACAAUCAUAUGGAUACAUCCAGGAAACUUUACAACUGGUAUGCCAUCGAUAUGGAAUCCACACACUUUAGUAUAUAGGCAGAGAGUUAUAGUGGUUACUUUCGCCUGGAGAUUGAACAUCAUGGGUUUCUUCACGACUAUGGAUGGCGAAGCGGCAGGAAACUAUGGGCUAAUGGACCAGCAAGCCGCAAUGCAGUGGGUUAAGAGUAACAUCAAGCUCUUUGGUGGGAACGAAAAUAAUAUUUGUCUCAUGGGAUAUGGUACUGGGGCAAUUAGUAUUGGGAUACAUAUGGUCAAUUCGGAAUCCAAAGCGCUGUUUCAUAAGGCAAUCGUAAUGAGUGGUAACAUGUUUCAACCAUCCGCUGUAAGAUCUCCUGAAGAAGAUAAACCAGUUAUAGACAGACUGGCUAAAGAUUUCGGUUGUAUCCGGAAGCCUACAUCACUAUUCAUUGAUUGUCUUCGACGUGUAGACGGAAAUCUUUUGGUACAACAAACUUCAAAUGUCAACUGGAGACCACUACUGGAUAAAGACUUAAGUAAUUCAACUUUACCUUUUCUGCCAGAACCCAUAAAGGAUUUCUUUGACAGGGACGAGUAUGUUAAGAUUCCAGUGCUAACUGGCUAUACCAACAUGGAACAGGCUUUGGAACUGGACGAUAUAGAGAAUUCAACUAUACACUAUACACCUGAAACCUUUAAACAGUUAUUAACAGAUUUAGUGAGCGGAGACAUUCCAAAUAUAAACAGCAGCGAGACAGGCUGUGACUAUAAUUACGAACAUAUUAUAGAUUCUGUCUUGUUUUUUUAUACACCGACAACGCCGAACUAUAACGCCGAAAUAUUUCGGAAAACCGCUGUUGAGUUUAUGCUCGAAAAAACUUACGGUUCCUCAACGAUCUUUUUAGCUUCCAAAUUGACCAGAGACAAUCAACCUACCUACGUAUACAGGUUCGACAUGAAACCAAGUACCAAGGCUGUGGUAAAGAAUAUCCCUAACUGGGUAAGCGUGCCCCAUUUGUUUGACCUCAUCUAUGUGUGGGGAGUACCGUACUGGAGACAAGAUCAGGAUUGGGAUUAUAGAGAUAAAAGAAUAUCGGAUACCAUAAUGUCGUUUUGGACGAACUUUGCCAAGUAUUCAAAUCCCACUCAGGGUACUUCUUAUCCUAUAAAAUGGGAGGCUUAUACUAUCGAAAGACCCGGGUUAUUGAUUAUUGAUAAUAGUUUCAACAUGAGUUCUUCCGGAAAUCUCAAUUAUAAAGCGUUUACGUUUUGGAACGAAUAUUAUCCGAAAGUUUUAAGUGUAUCUACUGAAUGUUGUGGUUUGUCUGGCGGCAAUACAUACAAUUUUACUUAUAUACUCAUAAUAUUAGUUAUCAUUCUUCCAAUAUUAUUGUAAUAUACAUUUUAAGUGCAUUAAUUCUUCCAAUAGGAUAGCAUACACUUCUUUAUAUUAAGUAUAUUCAAUAGGAACAGCU
This is a messenger RNA of Sitophilus oryzae (rice weevil), 3378 nucleotides long. RefSeq names its product acetylcholinesterase-like. Lineage: Eukaryota; Metazoa; Arthropoda; Insecta; Coleoptera; Curculionidae. The record is from RefSeq and is a predicted model, not a curated record. Gene Ontology annotation, cellular component: synapse; postsynaptic membrane; cell surface. Gene Ontology annotation, biological process: modulation of chemical synaptic transmission; presynaptic membrane assembly; postsynaptic membrane assembly. Gene Ontology annotation, molecular function: neurexin family protein binding; signaling receptor activity. The transcript has 3 exons. The coding region runs from base 1482 to 3299 and encodes 605 amino acids.